UAAGUAUUACAAGUUAAGCAUUAAUUAGAUAAUGAUCCAUUGCAUGUUAAACAUGUUUAAUGACAGGCUAAAGAUAAUAGUUAAGUAUACUUAUGCAUAUAGGAUUAUUAGGUUAAUCAUACGAUUUAAGUGGACAAGCACAAGAUUAAUUAGUACCAAGUUCUCGAUUGGAUAAAGGAGGACAUGAUAUACAAGUUUCAGUUGUCAGAAUACAGUUGUUACAUCGAUAUGAACAUUCUAUUUAAUUGUUUUUAAAUUAAUACUAUGGCACAUUGGAUCACCAAUUGUAAUUUCAAUGUAUUGAUCAUUACAUAAACAUUAAUUAGCCUUGACAAAUCUAUUGUUAGUGGUUGCGCAUGAAAUGCAAUUAUUAGCUAAAGGGCCAAAACAAGUCAUACAAGUAUAAUGAC
Messenger RNA from Paramecium sonneborni, 410 nucleotides. The record is from the annotation of a GenBank genome assembly. Lineage: Eukaryota; Ciliophora; Oligohymenophorea; Peniculida; Parameciidae.